GCGCACCGCGGAGCUGCCAGGGCGGCUGGGUGUCUGCACUCCCCGCCUUCGCUGGGCUGACACGGGAGGGGAGGAGCGGGAGCAGGAGGGGGUGCUGGGGGUGGGGGGGGGGGAGCGCGAACCAUCCCGAGCCAAGACAAGCAGCACAUUCACAAAUAACGCCCCCACCCCCAGCGCACGCGCCCCCAUUCAAAGCCGCCGGCUCCGCGGCCGCAGGGCGGCUCAGAGCACGCGCGGCGGCCCCAGCGCAGCCCUGCCCCGCAGGCGCACAUCCUGAGUCCGCCCGCCGCCGCCUAGCCCCGCAACCCGCGCGGGAGGCGGUUACCGCUUGCAGGGUGGGGUCUCGUCCGGGACUCCCCUCCCUCCCCGCUGGGGGACCAUGGCCCGGCUGGCUGCGCCCCGGUGCUCGGGGCUCCUGGCCAGCAUCCUCGGUGGCACCUGGUGCCUGCUCUGUGUCGCCGGACAGGUAUGCGGAGACCAAAGCCAAGGGGCUGUUUUCCUGCGGGAAUUUACACUGAUUCGAAGAGAGAGCCUUCAAGAAGAUUUCCUGUCUGACCUCUUGAAUAGUCACAAAACUGAAGACCCGAGCUCCAGGACCGCUCGCUCUGAGGAGGACCGGGACGGCCUGUGGGAUGCCUGGGGCCCAUGGAGCGAGUGCUCACGCACCUGCGGUGGAGGGGCCUCCUACUCGCUGAGACGCUGCCUCAGCAGCAAGAGCUGUGAGGGAAGAAAUAUCCGAUAUAGAACAUGCAGUAAUGUGGACUGCCCACCCGAAGCAGGUGAUUUCCGAGCACAGCAGUGCUCAGCUCAUAAUGAUGUCAAGCACCAUGGCCAGUUUUAUGAAUGGCUUCCUGUGUCUAAUGACCCCGACAACCCAUGUUCCCUCAAGUGCCAGGCCAAAGGAACAGCCCUGGUUGUUGAACUUGCACCUAAAGUCUUAGACGGGACUCGUUGUUACACGGAAUCUUUGGAUAUGUGCAUCAGUGGUUUGUGCCAAAUUGUUGGCUGUGAUCACCAGCUGGGAAGCACCAUCAAGGAAGAUAACUGUGGCGUCUGCAACGGAGAUGGGUCCACCUGCAGGCUGGUCCGAGGACAGUAUAAAUCCCAGCUCUCCGCAACCAAACUGGAUGACACAGUGGUUGCUAUUCCCUAUGGAAGCAGACAUAUUCGCCUUGUAUUAAAAGGACCUGAUCACUUGUAUCUGGAAACCAAAACCCUCCAGGGGGCUAAAGGUGAAAACAGUCUGAGCUCUACAGGCAUCUUUCUUGUGGACAAUUCUAGUGUGGACUUCCAGAAAUUUCCAGACAAAGAGAUACUGAGGAUGGCUGGACCACUUACAGCAGAUUUCAUUGUCAAGAUCCGCAACUCGGGGCCCUCGGACAGUACAGUCCAGUUCAUCUUCUAUCAGCCUAUCAUCCACCGAUGGAGGGAGACGGAUUUCUUUCCUUGCUCAGCAACCUGCGGAGGAGGUUACCAGCUGACAUCGGCUGAGUGUUACGAUCUUCGGAGCAACCGCGUGGUUGCUGACCAAUACUGCCACUAUUACCCAGAGAACAUCAAACCCAAGCCCAAGCUCCAGGAGUGCAACUUGGAUCCUUGUCCAGCCAGUGACGGAUACAAGCAGAUCAUGCCUUAUGACCUCUACCAUCCCCUUCCUCGGUGGGAGGCCACCCCGUGGACCGCGUGCUCCUCCUCGUGUGGGGGCGGCAUUCAGAGCCGGGCAGUUUCCUGUGUGGAGGAGGACAUCCAGGGGCAUGUCACCUCAGUGGAAGAGUGGAAAUGCAUGUACACCCCUAAGAUGCCCAUCGUGCAGCCCUGCAACAUUUUUGACUGCCCUAAAUGGCUGGCACAGGAGUGGUCUCCGUGCACAGUGACGUGUGGGCAGGGCCUCAGGUACCGUGUGGUCCUCUGCAUCGACCAUCGGGGAAUGCAUACCGGAGGCUGUAGCCCCAAAACCAAGCCCCACAUAAAAGAGGAAUGCAUCAUACCCACUCCCUGCUAUAAGCCCAAAGAAAAACUUCCGGUAGAAGCCAAGCUGCCAUGGUACAAACAAGCUCAAGAGCUCGAAGAAGGAGCCGCUGUGUCUGAAGAGCCCUCGUUCAUCCCAGAGGCCUGGUCGGCCUGCACGGUCACCUGUGGUGUGGGGACCCAGGUGCGAAUAGUCAGGUGCCAGGUGCUCCUGUCUUUCUCUCAGUCCGUGGCCGACCUGCCAGUUGACGAAUGUGAAGGGCCCAAGCCGGCAUCCCAGCGCCCCUGCUACGCAGGACCAUGCAACGGGGAGGUUCCUGAGUUUAACGCGGAAGAGACAGAUGACGUUUUUGGUGGCCUGCAGGAUUUUGACCAGCUCUACGACUGGGAGUAUGAGGGCUUCACCAAGUGCUCCGAGUCGUGUGGAGGAGGUGUCCAGGAGGCUGUGGUGAGCUGCCUGAACAAACAGACGCGGGAGCCGGCGGAUGAGAACCUGUGCGUGACCAGCCGGCGCCCCCCCCAGCUUCUGAAAUCCUGCAGUUUGGAUCCUUGCCCGGCAAGGUGGGGAAUUGGCAAGUGGAGUCCAUGCAGUCUCACCUGUGGGGUUGGCCUGCAGACCAGAGAUGUCUUCUGCUCCCACCUGCUUUCCAGAGAGAUGAAUGAAACAGUAAUCCUGGCUGAUGAGCUGUGUCGCCAGCCCAAGCCCAGCACAGUGCAAGCUUGUAACCGCUUCAACUGCCCCCCGGCCUGGUACUCUGCACAGUGGCAACUGUGUUCCAGGACCUGCGGAGGGGGCAUCCAGAAGCGCGAGGUUCUUUGCAAACAGCGCAUGGCUGAUGGCAGCUUCUUGGAGCUUCCCGAGACCUUCUGUUCAGCCCCCAAACCAGCCUCCCAGCAAGCCUGCAAGAGAGAUGACUGUCCCAGCGAGUGGCUGCUCUCUGACUGGACAGAGUGUUCCACAAGCUGCGGGGAGGGCACCCAGACGCGAAGUGCCGUUUGCCAGAAGGUGCUGAAAACCGGUGUCUCCGCUAUUGUCAAUUCCUCCCUGUGCCCGCCCCUGCCGUUCUCUUCAUCCAUCAGGCCCUGUAUGCUGGCCACCUGUGCAAGGCCCGGGCGGCCAUCCACAAAGCACAGCCCUCACAUCGUGGCAGCAAGGAAGAUAUACAUCCAGACCCGCCGGCAGAGGAAGCUGCACUUCGUCGUGGGGGGAUUCGCCUACCUGCUCCCCAAGACCGCAGUGGUGCUGCGCUGUCCCACGCGGCGCUUCCGCAAGCCCCUCAUCACCUGGGAGAAAGACGGCCAGCACCUCAUCAGCUCUGCCCACGUCACCGUGGCCCCGUUUGGGUACCUAAAGAUCCACCGCCUCAAGCCCUCUGAUGUGGGCAUCUACACCUGCUCGGCGGGACCGGCCCGGGAGCAGUUUGUGAUUAAGCUCAUUGGAGGAAACCGGAAGCUGGUGGGCCGGCCCUUGAGCCUGCGGAGCGAGGAGGAGGCCCUCGCGGUGAGGAAGUACAGCCCGAAGGAGGCCCUGCAGACCCACAAACACCAGAACGGCAUCUUCUCCAACGGCAGCAAGGCCGAGAAGCGGGGCCUCCCUGGCGAUGCUGGGAGCCGCUAUGAUGACCUGGUCUCUAGGUUGCUGGAGCAGGGAGGCUGGCCCGGAGAGCUGCUCGCCUCGUGGGAAGUCCAGGACUCCACUGAAAGGAACACGUCCUCAGAGGAGGACCAGAAUGCCGAGCAGGCCCUUCUGCACCUGCCCUUCACCAUGGUGACCGAGCAGCAGCGCCUGGAUGACAUCCUCCGGAACCUCUCCCAGCAACCCGAGGAGCUCCGCGACGUCUACAGCAAGCACCUGGUGGCCCAGCUGGCCCAGGAGAUCUUCCGCAGCCACCUCGAGCACCAGGAUGCGCUCCUCAAGCCGUCCGAGCGCAGGAUUCCGCCAGUGGCCAUCCCUCCUCAUAAACACGUGUCAGGCUUCAGCAGCUCCCUGAGGACCUCAUCCACUGGCGAGGGCGGGGGCGGCUCUCGCCGGCCACACCGCAAGCCCAUCAUCUUGCGCAAGAUCUCAGCCGCCCAGCAGCUCUCAGCCUCCGAGGUGGUCACCCACCUGGGACAGACUGUGGCCCUGGCCAGCGGGACGCUGAGUGUGCUUCUGCACUGCGAGGCCAUAGGCAACCCAAGGCCUACCAUCAGCUGGGCCAGGAACGGAGAAGAGGUUCAGUUCAGUGACAGGAUUCUUCUCCAGCCAGACGAUUCCUUACAGAUCCUGGCCCCCGUGGAAGCGGAUGUGGGUUUCUACACUUGCAAUGCCACAAAUGCCUUGGGAUAUGACUCUGUCUCCAUUGCUGUCACGUUAGCAGGAAAGCCACUAGUGAAAACAUCCCGAGGGACGGUGAUCAACACGGAGGAGCCCGCAAUCACAGUCGAUGUGGGAAGCACCAUCAAAACAGUGCAAGGCGUCAACGUGACUAUUAACUGCCAAGUUGCAGGUGUGCCUGAAGCUGAAGUCACUUGGUUCAGGAAUAAAAGCAAACUGGGCUCCCCUCCCCAACUGCACGAGGGCUCCUUGCUGCUUACAGCCGUAUCCUCCUCGGAUCAGGGCCUGUACUCCUGCAGGGCGGCAAAUCUGCACGGAGAGCUGACUGAGAACACCCAGCUACUGAUCCUAGAUCCCCCCCACGUCCCCACGCAGUUGGACGACAUCAAGGCCCUGCUUUCGGCCACUGGGCUGAACCUUCCUUCGGUGCUGACGUCUCCCCUGGGAACACAGCUGGUCCUGGAUCCUGGGAAUUCCGCCCUCCUUGGCUGCCCCAUCAAAGGCCACCCUACUCCCAACAUCACCUGGUUCCACGGUGACCAGCCAGUUACCAAUGUCACAGGACUGAUGCAUCAUAUCUUGGCAGCUGGACAGAUUCUCCAGGUUACAAAUGUUAGUGGCAGGUCUCAAGGGGAAUUCAGCUGCCUUGCUCAGAAUGAGGCAGGAAUGCUCGUGCAGAAGGCCUCUUUAGUGAUCCAAGAUUACUGGUGGUCUGUGGAUAGACUGGCGACCUGCUCGGCCUCCUGUGGUAACAGGGGGGUUCAGCAGCCCCGCCUGAGGUGUCUCCUGAAUAGCACGGAGGUCAACCCCACUCACUGCGCAGGGAAGGUGCGCCCUGCUGUGCAGCCCAUUGCCUGCAACCGGAGAGACUGCCCUUCCCGGUGGAUGGUGACCUCCUGGUCCGCCUGUACCCGCAGCUGUGGGGGAGGCGUCCAGACCCGCCGAGUGACCUGCCAGAAGCUGAAAGCCUCUGGGAUCUCCACUCCUGUGUCCAAUGACAUGUGCACACAGCUUGCCAAACGGCCAGUCGACACCCAGGCCUGUAACCAACAGCUGUGUGUGGAGUGGGCCUUCUCCAGCUGGGGCCAGUGCAAUGGGCCUUGCAUCGGGCCUCGGCUUGCCAUGCAGCACAGACAAGUCUUCUGCCAGACACGGGACGGCAUCACCUUACCGUCAGAGCAGUGCAGCGCCCUUCCGAGGCCCGUGAGCACCCAGAACUGCUGGUCAGAAGCCUGCAGCGUACACUGGAGGGUCAGCCUGUGGACCCUGUGCACGGCGACCUGCGGCAACUACGGCUUCCAGUCCCGGCGCGUGGAGUGCGUGCACGCCCGCACCAACAAGGCAGUGCCCGAGCACCUGUGCUCCUGGGGGCCCCGGCCCGCCAACUGGCAGCGUUGCAACAUCACCCCGUGUGAAAACAUGGAGUGCCGAGACACCACCAGGUACUGUGAGAAGGUCAAACAGCUGAAACUCUGCCAACUCAGCCAGUUCAAAUCUCGCUGCUGUGGAACUUGUGGCAAAGCGUGAAGACAGGGCACGGGGAGAACGCCACCCUGGCUGCACAGAGGACUCACGCAACCACCUUGGACAGAACUUAAGCUUUCUUCGUUUUCUUUAUUUAUUUCCCCCUCCCCACCACGCACACCUUCAUCCGCCUCCUCCCUUGCCCUUCCCCCCUCCCCAGACAUGAGGACCCCAGCACAGCUUCUCUCUCAGUUAGCUGGAGGGCAGAAUGAGGGGACAGGACAAGGACGGAGGUCAAAAGGAGGCUGCCGAGCAGACCAGGCCAGACGGCAGGAGCUCCCUGGCAGAACCAGCUCCCUCCCAAACCUGGGUCCCAGAGAGACCUAGGAAGAGGCCAGCGCAGCCCCUGGGGACAGCAGGGAGCUGGAGCCAACAGCAGACAGGAGAAAGAGGUGGAAGGGUAGGGUGCCAGAGGGUUUGUAAAGCAUCUGGACAACCACGGCAUCUCUCCUGGCAGGGGUGGGUUCAGGCAGGCGAGGAAGGGCAGCACCCAUGCUGAGAACCCAGCGCAGACCUCAGCCCUUCCAGCUGGGGGCACGGAGCAACGAGAACUAAAAACACAGUAGGGGUAAAGGGGCGCCCAUCUGAGCAGGCCUAAAGCACACGGCGAUGCAGAAAAUGAAGCAGGGAGGGAAGGGACAGAAGCACAAAGAAACAAACCACUGCGUGUUCCUGAGAUGGGGAGUGAAGGGGACAGGGGGAGUGAGCAGGUGGCCGCAGGAGGCUCUGAACCGCGAGCCUGCGUGCCUGGAGGACUGCUGCAGGCUCAGGGGAGGUUGCAGGGCUCAGAGCUCUGCUGCCCCCAGGAGGGCACAGCCCUGGGGCCCACGCUGCUGCAUGUAGGAGACAUGCCCUCCCUGGGGUGGAGAGGAGUCCCCGAGCUGGUGCAAUGAACUUUCUGCCCGUACCCCCAUGGCAGAGCUGGUGAGACAGCAGGGCCUAGCUGUGCAGUCAGGCCACCCCUGGCAUCUCCACAUCAAGAGUCCCCCAGCCCAGAACUAACUGCUGACGUGAGCCGGGGUGUUUUGAUCGUGAAUGGGCUGGGUUUCCUACCUAGAAGGCUUUUACUGCUCCACUUAAGGGCCAGGGACUGGGGUCAACGUGUCAAAAACCAAUCCAUUAUUCAAUUUGCCAGAGACUCCAUCAGAUCGGAGCAGCCACUUCCUUCCAGAGCUGACCAGGGCACAGGUGGACUCCCAGGCUUGUGCGGGGCAGGGGCCCAGGGCACAGUGACAGCUGUCCCUAGGGGCCUGCGACAGCUGCCCCUGCAUGCAGACAACAGGCUGGGGCGGGUCGAGGGGGCACAGCAGCAAAGCGAAAGGAUACCUAAAGCUUCCCAGAAGGUCCUCCAAGGCGUUUCAACCCCUUCCCUCCACACCGUGAAAUACUAUCAACUCCACGGGAGUUCAUACCCACUGGGUUUGCUAAUUCAGUGAGCAAAGCAGCAUACACACUCCAGUAACGCCCAUCAGCGUUGGUAGAGUGGCUGCGGCAAGGUCAAGGGGCAAGACUGAAAACCUGGGACAAUGGGGUGGACGGCUCAUUCAGCAGAGUGGUUUGGCGCGAGUAUUUUGGCCUGCCCCCCACCCCACCCCCGAGCCCAGUGGCCGCCAUGUAGUAGCAGCUGGGGCAGAGCAGGGUGGCCAGAGCCACUCACCCUUCAGAUAAGCCGCCCCCUCAAGUAGACUCGCAGAAUGCCGCUCACACGCCGGGUCCACCACUGACACCAGGGCUGCAUUUUCCAGCCAGCCUGGAACUGCAGGUUAGAGGGGGAGACAUGAUGCUCUGUGUCCUCCCCAGGUGAGCUGUGGACAGUGAAGGUAGGUCUUUCUUCCUCACCACAGUAAUGGGCUCUAAGAAAUCACGUUCCUAAAAAUCCGUGUAAUGUUUAUUUAAAAUAAAAGAGAAUGUUUUCUAUGUCUGUAUAUCUUUUGUGAAUAUUUAUUAGGAUUUCUUGUGUAAAAAAGUGCAAUAUUAAUAAAUUGUACAUUGUCUUCCAGAAAAACCAAAUAUUUGGGGGACUUCUUAUUAACUUCCUGCAGUUGUGUUCCUGUAAACUCGGUGGUGAUUAUUGUACUGUUCCUAUUUUUAAGAGAACCUGACGUUUAACUCUGGAUCCAUUCACUGUGUACGAACACACGGUAAAAGCUCGCACGGGUUGACGGGGCAGUAGAAGGGGAUUUGUUGGCGACACAAUAGCUACGCCUGGAAUUCGGAAGACAGGUUCCAUACUACUACUAACGUGGCUGAUUAUGUCUAGUCAAUAGCUGUGGAAAACCAGUGGCCGAUAUUUACACAUCCUAAAUAGCAGGGGUCCUCCAGCUCCGCCACAUGUCGGGCUGUAGCAGGUGCAGGUGGGUUUCAGAGCCAGCCUGGAGGACCUAGGUUUGGGAUGGGAAGCAGCGUGCUCCUUGCAUGAGAUGAAUGUACAUUUACUGGUUGUUCUGUGAAUUGUGACUCAGCAGCGCCAGAAGAUUAUUAGGGCUGCUGAAGAAUGUGGAAGGAGGCACGUCCUCCUCUAAAACACAAAACUGU
Molecule: messenger RNA, 8344 nt
Organism: Hippopotamus amphibius kiboko
Lineage: Eukaryota; Metazoa; Chordata; Mammalia; Artiodactyla; Hippopotamidae
Gene: ADAMTSL1
Product: ADAMTS like 1
Exons: 30
Coding region: 380-5812 (1810 amino acids)
Biological process (GO): extracellular matrix organization
Cellular component (GO): extracellular matrix
Molecular function (GO): metalloendopeptidase activity
Source: RefSeq, a predicted model, not a curated record